GCCAGCACGAAAGUCCCGGAAAGGGACACGUCGAACCUGUCUCUCCUUAUAUACGACGUCUAAUGUCAACUCGUGAUCUCUUAAACCCUUAAAAUGGCGAAGAACAAGGACGACAUAAAGUAUGCAACGGCUCAAGCGAAGCUAUCGGAAGACGAAGCAAUUCGUGUAAGCUACAAACACGGGACACCAUUAGAGGGAGGCAAGAUCGCAGAGUCGGAGCCUGUAGAGCUGUUCUCGAGUGCUCAACGUAUCGAGAAGGGAAAAGAGCAGUCAGCAGCAUCCGGCGAUCAAACACAGAUACAACGUGACAUCAAAGAUAUCAAGGGAACACGUACAGACGAUAGUCCCCGCUGAUAGAAUCAGUUACUUGGGUAUA
This is a messenger RNA of Arabidopsis thaliana (thale cress), 376 nucleotides long. RefSeq names its product seed maturation protein (gene SMP1). The record is from RefSeq and is marked reviewed. Bases 94 to 354 code for a protein of 86 amino acids. Lineage: Eukaryota; Viridiplantae; Streptophyta; Magnoliopsida; Brassicales; Brassicaceae. The transcript has a single exon. Gene Ontology annotation, biological process: protein folding; seed dormancy process.